Molecule: messenger RNA, 3396 nt
Organism: Cucurbitaria berberidis CBS 394.84
Lineage: Eukaryota; Fungi; Ascomycota; Dothideomycetes; Pleosporales; Cucurbitariaceae
Product: DNA mismatch repair protein MSH3
Exons: 2
Coding region: 1-3396 (1131 amino acids)
Biological process (GO): mitotic recombination; mismatch repair
Cellular component (GO): nucleus
Molecular function (GO): ATP-dependent DNA damage sensor activity; ATP binding; mismatched DNA binding
Source: RefSeq, a predicted model, not a curated record
AUGGCGCCGAGAAGCAGUCAAUCGCAGCCAGGCUCCUCGCAGAAGGGCAAGCAACAGACCAUCUCGAGCUUCUUUGCACCGAAACCGUCACAGACGCCCAAACCGUCGCAAGCACCCACACCAGUUCUACAAGUCACGGCGCCGCCAGCAACGAACGGCGAGACCCACGACUCCGACGACGAAGAUAGCCUUCCCGUUCCGCGCCCAGCAUCAGUCCGAAAACGCACAGUAGACGAGGAUGGCGAAGACGAGGAUGACGCGCGGCCAUCGCCGUCGAAGCGCGUCCGGUUCACGCAUGGCGAGUCGCUGCGACCGUCGUUGGGACAGGCUUCUGAAGCAAACCUGAACGCCGCGAAGCUUCCAAAGAUGAACGACAGAACCUCCAAGUUUCUAUUUUCGUCAUCACCACCGGUGCGAGACGAGAACGAAGAAGAAAUAGACACCGCCGCUUCACAAAAGCAGCGGGAGCAGUUACACGACAAGUUCGUCAAGAAGCUGGGGCGACCGGACAGCUUCGUUGAGCUCAGAAGACGAAACAAGACCAUCUCUGAGGAGAACGCCACUGGUGAGGAUGGCGGAGCUGAGGAAGAGGAGGAAGAGGAGGCCGCCCCAAAGCCUGUCAAGGGAAAGAAGGGUGCUGCGACGAAGAAGGCAGGCAAUAAGCUAACGCCCAUGGAAAAGCAAUAUCUGGACAUCAAGCGGAACCAUCUUGAUACUGUCAUCGUCAUGGAGGUCGGAUACAAGUUCAGAUUCUUCGGCGAAGAUGCAAGAACCGCGUCCAAGGCGCUUGGAAUCGUCUGCAUACCGGGAAAGUUCAGAUAUGAUGAGCAUGUCUCGGAAGCCCAUCUCGACAGAUUCGCCUCAGCGAGUUUUCCAACGCAUCGUCUACAGGUCCACGUAAAGCGUCUGGUACAGGCAAACCAUAAAGUUGGUGUGGUACGGCAGCUUGAGACGGCAGCACUCAAGGCAGCCGGAGACAACCGGAACGCGCCUUUCGUACGGAAGCUCACCAACCUAUACACUAAAGGCACUUACGUGGAUGAUGUGGAAGGUCUCGAGACGCCUACCGAGGGUUCUGGUACAGGCGCCCAAUCGACAGGUUAUCUGCUUUGCAUCACCGAGACGAAUGCGAACGCGAAAGGCUGGGGUACAGACGAGAAAGUACAGGUCGGCCUAGUUGCCGUUCAGCCUGCAACUGGCGACAUCAUCUAUGACGACUUUGAAGAUGGCUUCAUGCGAAGCGAGAUUGAAACUCGCCUACUUCAUAUUGCUCCAGCAGAAUUCCUGAUCGUCGGCGACUUGUCCAAGGCUACAGACAAGCUGAUACAACACCUGUCGGCCAGCAAAACGAACGUCUUCGGAGACAGAUCACGUGUGGAGCGGGUUGAAAAACCGAAGACGAUGGAAGCACAAGCAUACAGCCACAUUUCGAACUUCUACGCCGGAAAGAUGAGGUCCAGUCAAGAAGGUGGUUCGGAUAAGCAAGGCGCCAUCCUAGACAAGGUCCAUCAACUAUCUGCGCACGUCACCAUCUGCUUGUCAGCAAUGAUCACCUAUCUUAGCGAGUAUGGGCUGGAGCAUGUAUUCGAUCUGACCAAGUACUUUCAGCCAUUCAGCGCUAGGUCGUACAUGCUGCUUAACGGGAAUACACUUUCUAGUCUUGAGAUUUAUCAGAAUCAGACCGACUUCACCGCGAAGGGCAGUUUGUUCUGGACCAUGGACCGCACAAAGACCCGGUUUGGCCAACGGUUACUGAGGAAGUGGGUUGGUCGGCCACUGAUAGACAAGGUAAGAUUGGAGGAGCGCAUAUCAGCUGUUGAAGAGUUGAAGGAAGCCGAAAACACUGUUGCAGUGGAUAAGCUCAAGUUCGUGCUGGGCAGGAUUAAGACAGAUCUCGAGAAGGUUCUGCUUCGAAUAUACUACAAGAAGUGCACGCGACCGGAGUUACUGGCGGCUCUUCAGACACUCCAGGAUAUCUCGAGCCACUAUCUGUCGGUGAAGGCACCUGAACAGAGCGGCUUCUCUUCAUCGCUACUGAGCGAAGCUGUCUCAAGUGUGCCCAGGAUCUACGAGGACUUGAACGGCUUUCUCGAAAAGAUCAAUGCCAAAGCCGCCAAGGACAACGACAAGUACUCCUUCUUUAGAGAGGAACACGAAGCCGAGGACAUCAACGACCUCAAGCUCAGCAUUGCAUCUGUCGAAGAUGACCUGAAUACACAUAAGAAUGACGCAGCCACGAAGCUUGGGAAGUCAAAGGUGGACUACGUCACUGUUGCUGGUAUCGAGUAUUUGAUUGAAGUCAAGCGCAAGUCGACUGAGGAGAAGAAAGUGCCAGCAUCAUGGCAGCAGAUCUCCGCCACUAAAUCGAUGCUUCGCUUCCACACACCAGAAGUCAAGCGUAUGCUCCAAGAGCGUGACCAGUACAAGGAGUCAUUGGCCGCAGCAUGCGAUGCAGCGUUCAUGCGUCUACUAGAAGACAUUUCCGCAAAAUACCAACAGCUUCGUGAUUGCGUAUCCUCUCUUGCAACGCUGGACGCGCUCUUAUCACUCGCAAUCUUGGCGAAUCAGCCUGGCUAUGUGAAGCCUACAUUCACGGAUGACAUCGAGCUCAACAUCACUGGCUGUCGACAUCCUAUGGUUGAGCAACUAUUGCUGGACAGCUAUGUCCCCAAUGAUUUGCAUCUCUCGCACUCCUCCACCCGCGCCCUCCUUGUCACAGGGCCGAACAUGGGUGGAAAAUCAUCUUACGUGCGUUCCGCUGCUCUCAUAGCAAUCAUGGGACAAAUUGGAAGUUAUGUACCCGCUGAGGAGGCUCGGCUCGGGAUGCUAGACGCGGUGUUUACGCGUAUGGGUGCAUUCGACAAUAUGCUAAAGGGCGAAAGUACAUUCAUGGUGGAACUAAAUGAGACAUCAGACAUCCUCAAAUCCGCCACUCCACGCUCCCUCGUCAUCCUCGACGAACUAGGCCGCGGAACGUCAACAUUCGAUGGUGUCGCCAUUGCCGAGGCAGUCCUUUCGUACAUACUCUCUGAUUUGAAAUCGCUCACCCUCUUCAUCACUCACUACCAGCACCUCGCUAAACUGCAGGAUCGCUUCCCAAACAAGGAGCUCAAGAACGUCCAUAUGCGGUUCGAGGAGCGCGAUGGUGGCAAGGAGGUUGUCUUCUUAUAUGAAGCCGCAGAGGGCACGAGCCAUCGGUCCUACGGACUUAAUGUGGCGCGCUUAGCGAGAGUGCCAGAAAAGGUUAUUGAUGUUGCGGAGGUGAAGUCGAGGGAGCUGGAGGAUAGUAUGGGAGCCUGUAAGCUGGCAAAUCUGUCGAGAAUGAUGAAAAGCUUGUUGACAGAUGGCGACCAGGAGGGUCUUGAUAAGCUUGUUGAGGGGAUUCAACAGCUGUAG